GUUAAGACAACAACAAAAAAGUUUAAACAUGGCAAUGGUGUGGGUAGUGUUCCUCAUGUCCGGCGUCUUAUGUACAAGUGCACAGUACAUUUACUCGAAAGAAAACGAUCGAUGUGCCAGGAAUGGAGAGACAAUGAUGAAGAUUCGAGAAAUUCUGUUCCAACAAAUGAAGAUCCAAAAAUCUGUAGAUUCCCUCUUGCAGAUGGUGAAGAGACUCGAGGAAGAUGUAACCAAGACCCAUGAAGAUGUUCAAAUCGUCAAAAAAGGUUUAGAUCUAUCGGAUUGUCAGGAUCUCUACAUGUAUAUUACCGGACACAAACAGUCUGGGGUAUAUACAAUUUAUCCUUUUGAUAACGCGACCAGAAUCAAAGUCUUCUGUGACAUGGAAACAGAGGGCGGAGGGUGGACAGCAAUUCAGAGACGAUUGAGCGGAUCUAUUGGUUUCAAAAGAACUUGGGCGGAAUACAACAAAGGUUUUGGGAACGUAUCUGACUCUUACUGGAUAGGAAAUGACGUGAUUCACACGCUGACAAAGGGAAGGAACUCCUCCCUCUACGUCUCCAUUACAUUAAAAAAUGGCACAACUCUGUAUGAACGUUACCAUCUGUUUUCUGUUUCUGGUGAAUCAGACAACUACAGACUUUAUCUCGGGGGACCAGCUACCGGGACACUGGGUGACAAAAUGCUAGACACCGGGGAUUCUGACACAAAUCUGUCCGGGAUGCCAUUCUCCACCUCAGACAGAGACCACACCAGAGAUCGUUAUAACUGUACUUAUUGGGGAGGAGGAGGCGGCUGGUGGUACAACCGGUGUCACCGAGCCAACCUUAAUGGUCCCUGGUCCCCGGCAUACUGGGAGUUUCCAUGGACACCGCCACUUCUUUAUGGCAGUGAUAUAACGGAGACUGUUAUGAUGAUAAAGCCUCAUUGACUGUGUUAUAUCUUACUUAUUG
Molecule: messenger RNA, 953 nt
Organism: Saccostrea cuccullata (small rock oyster)
Lineage: Eukaryota; Metazoa; Mollusca; Bivalvia; Ostreida; Ostreidae
Product: microfibril-associated glycoprotein 4-like
Exons: 5
Coding region: 29-931 (300 amino acids)
Source: RefSeq, a predicted model, not a curated record